This is a messenger RNA of Mytilus trossulus (common blue mussel), 780 nucleotides long. RefSeq lists its product as uncharacterized. The transcript has 2 exons. NCBI's taxonomy places the organism in Eukaryota, Metazoa, Mollusca, Bivalvia, Mytilida, Mytilidae. The record is from RefSeq and is a predicted model, not a curated record. The coding region runs from base 287 to 670 and encodes 127 amino acids.
AUUUACACUUUUCUCAAGACAAAUUAAUGCCUAUUCAUAAACCUGUUUGGCUUGCAGUUUACACAACUCAUUAGUGAAAGUGGUAGAUCAAAGUAAAUGAGUAAUUAUUUGUUUUCUUUGAUGUCUUUGAAGUUUUCAAUUAUUACUUAUUAUUUGUCUCAGCUUGGUAAAGCCAAGGCAUUUUUUGGGACCAAUUUUUGUUAUAAAAAGGAAGCACUUUGUUGGAAAAAUCAUAACUUGCUCAACUGUUGAACUGCCAAUAUCUACUACUCUAACAAUUACUACCAUGGAACUUAGUAACAUUCUGACCUAUGCUGCUGACCUCAAGUCCUUACUUAUUGUCUAUGACAAUUCUGUUGUUCAAUUGUCUAUGCUAGAUACCAAGAUUCACCGUCUAGACCAACAGAUCUUCACAGCCAACAUAGAAGGGGCCAGUGGUUACGGUGUGCAUCUACAAUCCCAGAAGUCUGUUACAGUUGGUGUCAAAAAGGUGUUUGAAAAGUUAAAGACAAAGAAAUGGCAAGAAAUCCAAGAGUUAUCUGCCUUAAUUCUACAGUCCAAUGACCCCAGUCAUCCUACUCCAACAGCCACGUUAGACAGUCAACCAGAAACAGAUACCAUGGCUACGUCCUUUACAGAAAUGUUCUGUGCCUACUCAAGAACAGCUUAGUGACAAUUUGUUAUUGUAUCAAAAUUAGUGCUUAUGUUUAAAUUGAUUAUAUGUAUUGUCAUUUAUGUCUAAAUGUAGUGUAUGCAUGCUAGUGCUUAUGGAUGAUUGAA